Messenger RNA from Oppia nitens, 1920 nucleotides. RefSeq names its product putative mediator of RNA polymerase II transcription subunit 26. The transcript is spliced from 7 exons. The coding region runs from base 1 to 1920 and encodes 639 amino acids. The record is from RefSeq and is a predicted model, not a curated record. NCBI's taxonomy places the organism in Eukaryota, Metazoa, Arthropoda, Arachnida, Sarcoptiformes, Oppiidae.
AUGUUUAAGUUAAUAAUUGUUGCACUUUUGGUAAGUGUAUGUUUGGCGACCACACCUCUCCAGCAGCCCAUACCCCAACCGCAAGAGGGUCGACAGUUCAGGGAUGAGAUCCGCAACAGUGAUGGCUUAGUGUACGGCAAAUACGGCUAUCAGGACCCGUCAGGUGGUCUGCGUAUUGUCAAAUACACGGCCGGCAAAGAUGGUCUAACCUCACAGGUAGACAAUAAUGUGCCGAUAGUUGGACCUCAACCAGUGGUUUGGAAUCCCAAUGAACCCAUAUAUGUAGAGCCGGCACCACUGACCUAUACACCCAUCAGAAACGAACCGUUUCUCACGGAAAGAGAUCAACAAAGAUAUCUCAAUAUUGACGACGCCUUAGUCGAGGCCAGAGAGGAAGUCAAUGAAGACGUGAAGCCAGUAGUAAAUGAUGCGAAAGUAGAGGUCGAGCCUAAGGAUGACUCCGAUAGCAAAUUAGUGGAUAACCAGAAACAAGUGGUCAAUGAACCGACUGUUUUGUUCAGCUCUGCGGCACUCAAAGGUGUUCAGGACGACGCACAAGACGUGUUCCCGCAAGUGGUCAGUGGUCAGCGACGUCUGGUUGAACCACAAUUGGUUGCACAACAGUACGCCAUCAAAGGUCGACCAUUGCUCAGAUCUGUUGUCGGCUAUGGACAACAAGUGGUGCCCAAACAACACUCUGUCUACCAUACAGUACAACAACAGCAACAACAACAGGGAUUACCCAUUCAUAUUGAAGAACAGCGAGUGUCCCCUCUCGGUGUUAGAAAGCCAACCAUCCAAUACCAGAUCAGACCAGUUCAACAGCAGGUAAUCCAAAGACAACCAGUAUUUCAACAACAACAACAAACACAACAGCGACUUCAACCAGCCCUUCCCCGCGAAUGGAUCCGCAAACCAGUACAACAACAACAACAAGUUCAGACUCCUCUAAGUGGCGUAAAGGGUAUCAAAAACUACCAGUACUUUAUUCAGCCCUUCUAUCCGUCAAAUAUCGAUUACAAUCAACAGUCCGUCCUAUCAGGUGUUGACCAACAGGUUGUCCAGAGACAACCAGUUGUGGAUCAGCAACAGUUUGUACAACAGAUUCCUCAAGUGUUUUCACUGACUGAACAACAACAACAACAGCCUUUCAUUAUCAAUCAACGACAUGAUGCAGCCGUCGAUAACAAACUGAUAGACCAUUCUGGACAUGUGGGUCACGACCAACACAUCCAACAACACCAUCACCAGCAACAACAACAAACAGUACAUGAAUUACCCAAAUCGGAUGUCAUCACACAGAAACACGUUCGCCAAUCGGUUGUACCACAACUACACGACAUUAAGGUUGUCAUUCAACAACAACAACAACCUCAACAAGUGGGCACUACUGGUGGUCAGCAAAUAGUCACCUAUCAGAUCCCUCAGCAGCAGCAACAACAACAACAACAAUACUAUAUUAGCCAACAACAACCCACACAAUAUAGCCCACAGCAACAGUCGAUCCCAGUCUCUAAUAUUCAACAGUACUAUCAAGUGGUCUCGGGUUCCUCUGUUCCCCAAUACUUAUCAAUUGUUGGUCAAAAUCCUUCAAUUAAUGGCCAAAAUCCGACAAUUGUUAGCCAACCGUUUCAGUACUCAGUCGACGCUCCUGUUCAACAAAGCACACCACAACAAGUUGGCCAACAAGUACCGUCGGUGACAUCACUCACUGCUGACCAGGAGGUGCACGUUCAGGGAGGUCUACAAGGAGUACAAAACAUAAGAGUGCCGGAAGAUUUGUCGGUUUUCAUAAAUCGCGGACAACCACAACAAGAUAUCCGUAUUAACCCGCUAUCAGUUGACCAGAAAGUACAACAACAACAGAGACCGAGUCUAUUGAUCAACAAUUCGGGUGUUAAAAGUGUAAUCAAUGUUUGA